Molecule: messenger RNA, 654 nt
Organism: Balaenoptera ricei (Rice's whale)
Lineage: Eukaryota; Metazoa; Chordata; Mammalia; Artiodactyla; Balaenopteridae
Gene: HAMP
Product: hepcidin antimicrobial peptide
Exons: 2
Coding region: 303-644 (113 amino acids)
Biological process (GO): intracellular iron ion homeostasis
Cellular component (GO): extracellular region
Molecular function (GO): 2 iron, 2 sulfur cluster binding
Source: RefSeq, a predicted model, not a curated record
CCAGCCAAGACCAAGGUGGGGCAAACAUGGUGUACCCGAGGACUAGAGGGCUUGUUAAGGGAAGGAGAUGGUGCUUGGAGAUGAGACCGAGGGGUGGCCAUGCCAAGUCUUGUGGGCAACUGUGCAAACGCUGAUCUUCCUCCAAGCACAGGGGAAGCCCUGCAGGCUUUUAAGCCGAGAUCUGACGGAUAACACAUGGGGAACGGGUUGUAAGGGGCAAGAUACAGGCAGGGACUGACAUCCAGGCCAUGGAGAGUGCUACGGAAGAGUGAGCAGCUGUGGAGAGAGGAGACAGAUCUGGGAUGUUUGUAGGCAGGAGAGCCACCCGUGGGAAGGUGCGGAAAGGCCAGAAAGUAAGGCCACUCCUAGGAUUCCAGCUGAACCAGCGGACGCCAACCCCUGGGGAGGAGCUGGUCGGUGGGAGCGAGACUGAGAGCUCUGCCGGGGCCCUGCCGUCCUCAAUUCCCCUUUUGCUUUCACAGACAAGACAGCUCGCAGACCUCCAGACCCAGGACACAGCUGGAGACGCAGCUGGCUUGACGCCCGUGCUCCAGAGGCUGAGACGAGACACCCACAUCCCCAUGUGCGUAUUCUGCUGCGGCUGCUGUGGUAAAGCAGGGUGUGGGUUAUGCUGCAGAACAUAGAGCAACCCCU